AUGAGGCACAACUUUAUCGGCAUGGUUGUCAGCACGGCAAUGAAUAAGACAGUUAAAGUCCGGGUGCCCAAGCGCGUGAUGAACAACUACGUCCAGAAGGAGCUGCUCGUACACAAAAACUACAUGGCUCAUGACGAGUUUGAGCACUGCAAGCUGGGCGAUAUCGUGCGCAUCGAGCACUGCAGGAAGCUCAGCCGGCACAAGUCGUUUGCGGUUGCGGAGGUUGUCAAACCUGCCAGAACCUGGACAGAUCCGGAGACCGGCGAGGUCCAUCUCUAA
Kickxella alabastrina is the source of this 279-nucleotide messenger RNA. RefSeq names its product 30S ribosomal protein S17. The transcript has a single exon. NCBI's taxonomy places the organism in Eukaryota, Fungi, Kickxellomycota, Kickxellomycetes, Kickxellales, Kickxellaceae. The coding region runs from base 1 to 279 and encodes 92 amino acids. The record is from RefSeq and is a predicted model, not a curated record. Gene Ontology annotation, biological process: translation. Gene Ontology annotation, molecular function: structural constituent of ribosome. Gene Ontology annotation, cellular component: mitochondrion; ribosome.